AUGAGUGUCAGUUUCCCCGGUCCGGGCUCUGAGGGCAGGGGGACUGUUCAUAUCUAUCUAUCUAUCUAUCUAUCUAUCUAUCUAUCUCAGUCUGUUCUGAUCUAUCUAUCUAUCUAUCUAUCUAUCUAUCUAUCUAUCUAUCUAUCUCAUCCAUCUCAUAUCUAUCUAUCUAUCUAUCUAUCUAUCUAUCUAUCUAUCUAUCCUAGUCCCAUUCUAUCUAUCUAUCUAUCUAUCUAUCUAUCUAUCUAUCUAUCUAUCUAUCUAUCUAUCUAUCUAUCUAUCGAUGUCCAUGUCAUUAAAUUAACCCACCUCACUUUCCAUUUAUUUCUGUUUACUCCACCAUUUCUUCCUUCCAUUCUUUCUUUCAUUUGUCUUUCUUUCUUUCUUUCUUUCUUUCUUUCUUUCUUUCUUUCUUUCAUUUCUCUUUCUUUCUUUCUUUCUUUUCUUUGCUUUUUUCUUUCUUUCUUUUCUUUCUCUUUUUUCAUUUCCCUUUCUUUCAUUUCUGUUUUUUUCUUUCAUUAUUCUUUCUUUCUUUCUUUUCCUUGCUUUUUCUUUCUUUCUUUCGUUCUAUCUUUCAUUUCCCUUUGUCAUUUCUCUUUCUUUCUUCCAUUUUUCUUUCUUUCUUUUCCUUGCUUUUUCUUUCUUCAUGUCUCUUUCUUUCUUUCUUUCUUUCUUUCUUUCUUUACUUCUUUCUUUUUCUCUUACUGUCUUUCUUUCUUGCUUUCUUUCAUUUCUCUUUGUCAUUUCUCUUUCUUUCUUCCAUUUUUCUUUCUUUCUUUUCUUUGCUCUUUCCUUUCUUUCUUACAUUUCUCUUUCUUCCAUUUCUCUUUCUUUCUUUCAUUAUUCUUUCUUUCUUUCUUUUUUCUUUCUUUCUUUUCCUUGCCAUUUUCUUUCUUUCUUUAA
Molecule: messenger RNA, 903 nt
Organism: Acanthosepion pharaonis
Lineage: Eukaryota; Metazoa; Mollusca; Cephalopoda; Sepiida; Sepiidae
Source: the annotation of a GenBank genome assembly